AAAAUCCCUACUGCAACAACGUGACCAGCGGUCAUGUGACCCACCCAGUACAGUGCCCACGAUCGAAGUUAUAACCCAGUCCGAACCGGAAACAAUUGAGAGAGGAACUCUCGAGUCUCAUAACAUCCAGUCCCAUCAUGCCUAAAAACCCGCUUUUACCAAAGUCUAUAGUAGGCGUUUCUAGGGAGCCCGAACCAAAAACUCGCGGUGCAAACAGGUCCACGAAGGUCGCUGGCAAACUCAAAGUCCUACCGGACCAACCAACAUCAUCUACUACCCAAGGCAAAAUUUUGCCACGUCCAGAUGCUGAGGAAAGUCUAGGAACAACAGGAGAUACGGAUGACGGGGAUGAUGAGGACGAGGAUGAGUCAGAUGAGGAUGAAGGCGAGGAUGUCGAAGUACGGUUACGUCAAAUCUCCCAGAUUCCUCAGGGAACGGCCCGAAGAGAUGCACUGAGGUUGACAAAGAAAAAGGCGAAGUCACUGCCCCGUGUAACGGCAUAUGCGACGGCAAGUUCCUAUCGUCUGCAUGAACUUUCAAAGUUUUUCAAUGCCCGGAGGGAAUCCUAUCAUGCAGACCCCAAGAUUAUCGAUGAAGUUUUGUAUACUUCUUAUGCAUAUGAACCCCAAGUCAACCAAGAAGCAAAUGCGAAAUCUCAGCCAGCGAGUGGGGAUUUGUUGGGAAUCCCAGAACUAAAUCCCCUCAUAUCUGAAGCGGAAGACAAUGGACGCUCAUCUAACCGCAAGAAAAUCAGCAAAUUCCACACCGUUCCAACUGAGGCUGAGAUAUUCAUUUUUGCCUACGGAACAGUCGUCAUAUGGGGAAUGAGUGAAGCCCAAGAGAAACGGUUUUUGUCGUCCAUCAAGCGUUUUGAGGUUGAAAGAUUGGCACCAGACGACAUUGAAAUGGAGGAUCUGAAUUAUUACUAUGCAAACUACAGUCGGAUAUACAACGAUGUCAUCACUUUGCGCAAGGGAUCUGGUUACAUGACAAAGCUCUCUUUAUCGCAUGCACUGUCUCAGUCCGUCAAGAUAUCCUUGUUUGAGGAACUUAUCUCAAAUACCAUCGAAGACACGAAAGAUAUACCCGAAACAUUGUCAGAGACAGGGAAGAUCGGCAUGCCCCAUAAAGAAAUCAUGCGCAAAACUGGGGAGUUAUUCAUAUUACGGACUAACAUCAACUCUGUAGGCUCUGUCUUAGACUCGCCGGUAAGAAAAUAUUUGUUUGGAGUAUAUGGAAUUCACCCCUGCCCUAUUCUAGGAAGUAUUCUGGGUGAGCUGGGUUGUCCACGUCAAGUUUCAGCAUUUUUGACACCUUUUCAGAGCUUUCCCGAUCUUCAACCGUUGUAUGAUGCCGCGCGCAGUUAUCUAGAGAUUCCUCAGCGAAUCAAUCUUCUAAAUACACGAGUCGAGGUUCUUCAAGACAUGCUUCAACUUCUCAAGGAGUCUGUAUCAAGUAGGCAUGCAGAACGACUUGAGCAGAUUGUCGUUGCUCUUAUUGGGAUUGAAAUCGUACUUGGCAUUAUCACCAUUCUCGUGGAUCUCAUGGCUUGAUUUCUUGUAUUCAAUUCAUAUACCUCGCAUUUUCAACUACGGCGCUACCUGUAUUCAUAGAAGGCAACAUUCCCCUCGCUGAAUCUCAAGUCAUUUUCCGUGGUGGUGGUGUUGGCGACGUCUAGGUUCAUAUAUCUGGGAGUGAAGCAGAUCGUAUUCAUCGGCACUAGCAGCAUGGGCAAUCACCUAACUAUUUUACUAACUAGCGCGGGCGAGAAAAUGUCGAGAACUCCCAAGAUCAGGUCGAAACAACGCGAGAGAUUUACAACUUCUGCAAAAAAUAGAACGAUCCUUACUGGAACCAGUCCCGUCUCUGCUCCCUCAGCGUCUCUCACGACAGCCUUCUGACCUCGUUAUCAAGGGUUUGAAACAUGUCCUCAAAUUGUGUACCUGACAUGGGAAUGUUCGGGUAUCAAUCUGG
Molecule: messenger RNA, 1974 nt
Organism: Suillus bovinus
Lineage: Eukaryota; Fungi; Basidiomycota; Agaricomycetes; Boletales; Suillaceae
Product: DUF155-domain-containing protein
Exons: 10
Coding region: 138-1553 (471 amino acids)
Source: RefSeq, a predicted model, not a curated record